Chaetomium globosum CBS 148.51 is the source of this 522-nucleotide messenger RNA. RefSeq lists its product as uncharacterized. Gene Ontology annotation, molecular function: nucleic acid binding; zinc ion binding. NCBI's taxonomy places the organism in Eukaryota, Fungi, Ascomycota, Sordariomycetes, Sordariales, Chaetomiaceae. The coding region runs from base 1 to 522 and encodes 173 amino acids. The record is from RefSeq and is a predicted model, not a curated record. The transcript has 2 exons.
AUGCCUCCACGCCACCAAACCCUCCCUCCCGCGCAAACCUCCUCGGCGCGCGAGGCCCUCCAAUCUUUCUACUGCCAGCUUUGCCAAAAGGGCUAUUCUCGCAUGAACGACUACGAGGCGCACCUUAGCAGCUACGACCACAGCCACAAGCAGCGGCUCAAGGACAUGAAGGCCAUGGUGCGCGACCCGGCCGCGACAGCCCGCGCGCGCCGCCAGGAACAGAAGGCCGAGGGGGUGAUCAGUAUCAAGCUUGGGGAGGCGGCCGCUGGGGUUUCGGGGGGGGGUACCAGUGCGGCUGGUGGGGGGUUUAAGAAGGGCGGGUUCAAGAAGACGGGGUUUAAAUCAGCUUUCGGGCCCGUCGUCGGUGGUGUGGCCCUACCGAAGGAGGAUGCUGCUGGGCCGGGGAAGAAAGAGGGGGAGCCGAAGAUGGGUCUGGCGGCAGCAGCGAAGAGUGGCCUUGUGGAGAGCGACACAGAAGAUGAGGGAUACGAGGUGUACGAUCCGCGGAGGCCGACCGACUAA